This is a messenger RNA of Xiphias gladius (swordfish), 3829 nucleotides long. It is a transcript of the gene rnf103, whose product is annotated as ring finger protein 103. The transcript is spliced from 7 exons. Gene Ontology annotation, cellular component: endoplasmic reticulum. Gene Ontology annotation, biological process: protein ubiquitination. Gene Ontology annotation, molecular function: ubiquitin-protein transferase activity. Lineage: Eukaryota; Metazoa; Chordata; Actinopteri; Istiophoriformes; Xiphiidae. The coding region runs from base 451 to 2604 and encodes 717 amino acids. The record is from RefSeq and is a predicted model, not a curated record.
UUUAUUUUGUAACUUGUUUACAUGUUUGGGGUGGGGCCGGAUGUGACGUCAGUCCCUCUGUGCACAGCCGCUGAUCCAAACAGGUCAGAUUGUUAUUUCGAUUAUUUUGUGACGGUGUGAAGAAAACCUAGAGCUCACCCGCUGCUCACCUUCGGUUGGAUACUGCAGCACGUUAAGGUGACAUUCGAGCUCUACGAGGCCUCUUUGCUCUGGCCGAUACACCAGCGGGCCUACCUGCCAUGCUAAGCUAAGUGGCUAGCUGUCACCGUCAGCAGGAUUCAUAACCUUAAACCGCAGGUAGACGGUCAGGGAACGUCCCCAGCACCACUUGGUCAAACAUGAUGGUUUGACGGACUCAGAGACGUUUAAUGUGAGUGAGUAAAAAGGCAGACUGACAGCCUCUCCUGUCCCAGAUCAGUCCACUUCGGUCCAGCUCGGUCCAUCUGGAAGAUGUGGCUCAAACUGUUCUUCUUGCUGCUGUACUUCGUGGUGCUGUUCAUGCUGGCGAGGAUCUUUGAGGCGGUAGUCUGGUACGAAACCGGCGUGUUCAGCACUCAGCUGGUGGAUCCAGUUACUCUCAGUUAUAAAAGGCUAAAGACCAUCCUGGAGUGUCGUGGGCUGGGGUACUCUGGACUGGCUGAGAAGAAGGACGUCUGCGAGCUAGUGGAGAAAUCAGGAGAGUUGACACAGGGGGAGCUGUACUCAGCCAUCAAGAAAGAGAAGGAGCAGACGGAGGCAGGAGACUCCAGCACCACACACUUCAGUGGAGAGAUGCAUUUCUAUGAAUUAGUGGAGGACACUAAAGAUGGGAUCUGGCUGGUUCAGGUAAUUGCCCAGGACCAGGAAGCUCUGCUCGGUCAGUCCAACUGGGGGAAGAUGGUGAAGAAAGUGUCUCAGUUUGGGAUCAGAACUGGAACCUUCAACUGCUCUAAUGACUACAGGUCAUGUAUCAAGCGUGGCUGGCAGCACUCCACGCUCAUCAUGUCAGUUCCUCAGACUUCAGCAUCGAAGGGCAAAGUCAUGCUAAAAGAAUACAAUGGCCGUUGUAUUGAAACCGAAAACAUCUUCCGCUGGAUGACCUCACAUGUGGCUCAUAGAAUAAAAACCCUGCAUCAGUCUGAGCAGCUGGUGGAGGAGUGGCACUCUGACCAGGCACACCCGGUCAAAAUGUUUCUGUUCGCAAGUCUGUCCCAACCCCCUGCCUUCUUCUCCUCGCUGUCCGUCAAGUUCACCGGAAGGAUCGAGUUCAUCUUCGUGGACGUACGUCACUGGGACAACCACAGCAGCCUAUCAGAGAUUGGUGUGACACAUAGCCCUGCCUACAUCCUCAAAAUGCCUGAGGGCAUCUAUCGCUAUGGCAACAGUACGGGGGAGUUCCUGUCCCUGGCUGCCAUGGACACUUUCCUGCGUUCGGUCCAGCCGGAGGUCAAUGACCUGUUUGUCCUCAGUCUGGUCCUCAUCAACUUGCUGGCCUGGAUGGACCUCUUCAUUACACAGGGAGCAACAGUGAAACGAUUUGUAGUUCUCAUCCGAACACUUGGAACCUACAACUCCAUACUGCUGGUGUCCUGGCUUCCUGUUCUGGCGCUCCUCCAGCUGCCCUAUCUGGACGCUCUGUAUGGUUACAGCCUGAAAUUGCUUCGAUAUGCUGACACCACCACACUGGCCAGCUUAGUGAGAGCUGACUGGACCUUCUAUUCAUCCCACCCUGCUCUCUUCCUGUCCACCUACUUGGCCCAUGGUCUGCUAGUUGACUACUUUGAAAAGAAACGCCGCUGUGGUGUUAGGAGCCAGGAGGACAGCACCACCAACCUGGAGUGGCUGGCCAGUUUGUGGGACUGGUACACUUCCUAUCUGCUCCACCCAAUCGCAUCGCUGCAGCAGGUCCCAUCAGACCACUCAGAGUGGGAGGAUGAUCCCAACUUCUUAUUUGAGCGUUUGGCUUUCCCUGAUCUCUGGCUACGCCCAUUAGUAAACGUGGACUACAUAAAAGCCCUGCCAACCUGGAUGUUCAGAGCUGUGGGUCAGCACAGGGCAGGCAGCUCUGGUGGACAGAUGCAUGAAGAGAAAGAAAGCUCACAUUCAGACACAGAGAACAGGCAGCAUAGGGAUUCUCCUCCUGCAAGUCCCAGCAUACAUCCACGGAGCAACAAAAGGCACAAGCAAUCAGUGUGCAGUGAAGACAGCAACACACCACAAUGUGUGUACAGCAACAUGGACCCCGGCAGUAACCAUCAGUGUGUGUGUGUUGCUGCAUUAUCCCUUUACUGUUGUCAUGGGAAUGUAAGCUCACCAUCAGCUGACAGGGCAAUGGAUGACGGCCGCCUCACACCUGAUGGUGUCUCUAACCAGCAGCACAGUGAUUGGUCGGUGUGGCCCUGUGACAUUCUGCAGUGCUCAGAGUGUGUGGUGUGUCUGGAGAACUUUGUGAGUGAGGAGCUGCUGAUGGGUCUGCCCUGUGGCCACGCGUUCCACCAGCAGUGCAUUGUGGUGUGGCUGGCAGCAGGCAGACACUGCUGCCCUGUGUGUCGCUGGCCCAGCUACAAGAAGAAACAGCAGAGAGGUGCACAGGGCAGCUCUGCUAAAAACUCUCUGCAGGACUGAUAAGAGGUCUGACUGAGCCCUUCUUAUCUUAAUGGCUCCUCUCUACUCUCACUGCUCACAGGCACAAAGCUCUCUGUGUCUGUCAUCAUCACAGGUUGCUUGUGGUAAAUUUGGGACUAGGGAGACAUGAAGGCAUUAUGAGUGGAUGUGAUAUGGGCUGAUGUUGUCAUGAAUCAUCGAUCACCUUGUUUCCAUUCCUAUUGAAGGUUAUGUGCUGACCAUCAUGGCAGACCAAUGAAACUAUGAAAGGCCAGUCACCAUUGUUUCUGUAUGGAGAGGAUACCGAUUCACACACUAAAUAGAUGUAGUACGGGUAAACUUCUUAGUGCAAUAAAAACAUAUUUCCUGUUUGUCUGUUUGCAGGACAGAGGACAGUAGAGUCUGUUCACCCCAGAAACCAUCAGAGAAACUACAGACAGGACAAGAAACUACUUAUCAAGCUAACCGCAUCAAAACACAACUGUAUAAGAACACACACGUACAUGGUCUUCUACAUCCUAAAUCAUGACUCACUACUUGGCCAAAAAAAACCCAUUAUGUAUGUGUUUACAUUGCAUGUGUAAUUUUGUUAAGAAUUGGAGGGAACUGGAAAGCUUCUCUAUUGAACCCUCUCACUGGUCAAUACAGGAAUGAUGUAUCAGUACAACAAAAAAACAAAAAAAAUCACUGACACCAACUUCAGUCCUUCUGGUUCUGAAUGUGUUGACUUGACCCUACCGACAACUGCUCACAAUUUUCAUUUUUACAUGACUUAACUAUUUAUUUUAAUUAUCUGGAGUGAAGUUUCCUGCCACAUCACUGGCAACAUUACUCUUUGAUUUGCCAGUUGGUUAAAAUGUUCUGUCAAAGAGAAACAGGAGAGUAUAACACGUAUGAAAGAAUCCUAAAGGUUGUGGUAUACUGUGUGGUUGAACUUCUGCUAACUCAAGAUAAGACAAUAGAAAAUAUGAUUCACCUUUCCACUUUGUCAUGCUGAAGGUCUACAGAGACUCACCAGAAUACUAAACCAUGUCAACACUUGUGUGCUGACAAAAAAAUGGGGCGCCAUAGGUUCAGAGCAUUUAAAUAUCUUUUCGCUUGUUCUUUAGAUUAAACUCUGCUCUCAUGAAACUCAUUUCCAGCAGCUACAGCUGUUUUCAGUGAAAAACUCCAAGAAGCCACUGUCCACUACCUGCUCAUCAGCAAAUAGCAAACAGACACAGUUAGAGACUAGCUGGUGAACAUA